AUCCAAUCACUUUUCUUGUCCGUAAAAAAACAGGGUAUCUAUAAAGUUAUUAUAAAAAGGAAUAAAAACACAAAGCGAAUUGCUUGUCUGUUGAUUUUACCAUUGAAUCAUCAACAAAUGGGACCUUUUACUUCAGUACGUGGUUGAAUCACGAUCUUCUUAUGCGUUUAAAAUAAAGUCGGGUCAUUUGAAAGAUGUCUAUUUCCAGGACUAACUCAUGUCAUCUAUUAAUAUGUCCUUCAGAGACUUAAAUGGUUACGUAUAGUUGUUGUUUAACUUUGUAUUUGCUAUAGUGCUUGCUUAUAUGAAAUUAUUUAAAUAGCAGUAAUGACAAACGUUCAAGCUGAAAGUGUUAUUACUAGAAUAAUUAAACAAAUAAUACAACAAUGCAUUUCAAGAGGACAUGACGUCUCUGAGACCCUUGUGGCAUUUAUUGUCAAAGCAGUUGUUCUUGAUCCUGCUUCGGGAUUUCUACCCGAUAAACCACUGGAUAAUGAGGAUAUAAAGAAACUGAUUGAAUUAUGUGUUAACAGGGUAACUGAUCAAGAAUCACCAUCUGUUGAUACAAUAAAAAUGCAAGUAUUCUUCGAAAUAAAUCAUCUCAAAAAAGGUGAUUUAAUAUCGACUUUUGUUUUAUAAAAAUGUUGAUUUAUUUACACUGACUACAAAUCGCAAGAUUUUGAUGAUUUUAUGACCUCGGUUAACCUAACAUCAUCUACAUGACACUAACUUCUUCAACAUCAGUCAUGUAUGACUGCCAUGAGAUCAAUAGUGAAUCACUAGGUCGUUCACUUGAAAUUUCAUCUUUCAAUAUACAUAUGAGCACAAACAUUGGAUUAAGGGCUCUGAAGUUUUAGGUUACAUUCUUACAGAGUCCUCUUACAAAGUGGAAAUGAAUUUUUUAAAUCUAGUGGAAUCAGCAAAACUAUAUAUUUUUGAUUCAAUCUGAUGCACGCUUUGACGUGGAAGCAAAAUAUAGGGAGAACUACUCGUUCAUCUGCUUGGUUUUUGGAAUAAUUAAAUUCUGACGUCUCAGGGGUUAUUUUGUUAUACACUUCUUUUGUAGACAUAGUGAUUCAUAUGGUGAAUGGACAAUGAAGUCAACUUUUUUAGCAAUUAAACACUAGUGUGAAAAUUCUGUUAUACAUUGAUUUAUGCUCUACUAGUAAUCACCUUUCUAAAAAUGACAAAUGCAAAAAAUAUGAAUUAUUUCUGGUUUAUAAUCCACUUUUCUCUAAGAGUAUCAAAUACGUAAAUUAUAUAUUGUAAUUCACUUGACAAAUUAUGUUAUGGAAAGUAUCCUUAUAAUGUCACAUUCAUACAUUUUACCAUCAUAAUUGACCCUCUUUUAUGGUAAAAACUCAUUAUUAAAGAAAGCUAAAUACAGUUAAUUACGAAAAAUCGACUUGAAACUUUAUUGUAAUUAGGAUUGCGUACAAUAAGAUAGGACAGCACACAAAGUUAAUUAACAAUUACAGAUGUUCACUGUGCGACAACUAAACUAAUUGUGUGCAUCAUUAACUUUAGCUUUCCACAAGUUAGCCCAUAUCUGUCGCAAAAGCUUAAGACCUGUUUGGUAAUCCUUUAUUUUAAUCCUUAAUAGUGUAAAAUAUGAUUACUUCAAGUGUUCUGAAAUCCAGGAUUAAGGACCAUUUAUUUGUAAGUCGAUUAUAUAAGGUGAAUAAAUGUUAUCCAAUAUAAAUUUUUGGCACUAUUUCGUUCCAUAUUACACUGAUCAGAGGGACAUCGAGGAGGCGAAUUAUUUUCUAAUGACUUGAAGCAGAGUAACUUGGCGUUGUGGCUAGACCAACCUCUCCCAGAAUGGUUUGAUUAAUUUGAUCCAUCACUGGGUAAAAACGAACAUUAUUUUAUCUCUUCUCGAAUACUGAUUCAAAUAUAUAUGAAACGUUUACGUAAAGUCAUUCAAUUGAACGCUAGAUUCAUUUUAGCGUUGGUGUGUCAUACGAACCCUAAAAGUAAUCACGUACCUAUAUCUUUGCUCAAAUUAUUCCAAUAUAACUGCCGAAUAAUUUCCAGAUGAAUUCCUAAACGAGCAUCAUCGCGUACUGGAAAAGCGUUUAGAACCUGUAUUACGUGAAGUUAUAGAGAGUCGAGCAAAAUUACGGGAGGAACUAGAGGCUACUUAUCAAAAUAUUAUAUCAGCUUUAUUAUUAAGGUCGGGUCUUGGAUCUCCAACAAAUAUGGAUGUUAUCAGAGAAACUACAGCUGCACUUCAAAGUAUAUUUCCACAAACAGAUAUUGCAAGCUUUUUGUCAGCCAAUGCUAAUCAAAAAAGAAAACAACUAUAUGAAUUUACUGGUCUGGUCACUGGUAUACGUCUGUAUAACAAAGAUUGUAAUAAAGGAGGAGCUGGAAUUGAUGAUCUUCCGCAUUUAUUGAGUGAAGGAGUGCCCAUAACACUAGAAACAAUUAAUGAAGAAAUUAAAAAAUCAGAUGAACUUGCUGCUAUUUACACAAGUCUUUUCUUGAAACUAUCUACUAUUGACCCAACUACUGAUGUUAAAGCUUUAAUAAAGUCUGCUAAGGAGAUGGAUAUUACACCGGAACACUUGCGAGCUUCCGUAGUCAAUGCUAGACAGUACGGAAAAUUUCUAAGAAUUAUUGAAUGCGAGCUUAAUCAAAUGUUGAAAGACAUAGAGAAAAUAAUUGAUAGCUUUAAAAGUUGUAUGAAAAAAUUGCAUAUUCUAAUAAGUGAUCGGCCAGCCGUUCCAAGUAACGAAGUUUAUCCUGGAUUCCUACAGCUUGCUAAUUAUUGGACAAGUUUUCAAGAUGAAAUGGUUUUCUUAUCAGUAUUAACCAGUACUUUAAAUACCUUACAAACAUAUUUUGUUGGACGUCAGUUGAAAUGGACCAAAGAACAAAUGUAUAAUUUUAUCUCGGAUAAGGAAGUUAUAUUCGACGAAGAUCGUAAGCAUCAUGAUCCAUUAAGUGAAGAAUACUGUGGUGGACAUCAGUGUGUAUUCCCACAUUCUUCUUCAGAAGAGAUUAAUCUUAAUAUUGAGUGCGAAGGAUUUUGCAUCUGGUCAUUAGUACGUUAUCAAGGUCUACUAGUACCAGCUGAUAUUCAUAUGGGAGUUUUGCUCUUACCUCCAGAUAAUAAAAUGUAUGCAUUUAGCACACCUGAAGCAGCAAAAGAAUUUGUGAUGGAAACUGAAAAAAUGGUCAAUUUCAUGAAAAUACAAGUCCUAAGGUCGACUGUGGUGUCCAAACAGUACUGCACCCAAUAGAAACGUAUAUUGAUAAAAACUAUUAUUGGAAUGAGUGGGAACUGAGGAAAAAUGCUUUAAAGUUGGUAAAUUUAAGAAAAAAGGCCACAACUUCUGUUCAAACAAUUUUAAGCAAUUGGAGAAGAGACAAUGCAACUCAAGUUUAUCCGAUGAAAGAAACUAGUACAGCAACCAAAAAGGAUGGUUAUACACAAGUACCGAGACCAAGCGUAUUUAUACAUGGACUACGUGGUUGUGGUGCUAUUGGUUCAGCCCCGAAUGCAACUAACGUAGUGAAUAACCAAGCAAAUUGGACAACAUUAUAUCGUGAAACAGCUGCCACAACAGUUGAUUUAACUAUACCUGUGGAACAACAGUUAUUGGGGAACUUACAGAAAGUAACAGUUGGUCACAACGUAUGAUUAUAGACAGUAAAAAGAUUGAUAGUAACGAAGACUUUAUUCAGAAUUCAUGCAGUGUUGAGCUAAAAUAUGGCAGAUUACUUGCAAAUUGGC
This is a messenger RNA of Schistosoma mattheei, 3742 nucleotides long. NCBI's taxonomy places the organism in Eukaryota, Metazoa, Platyhelminthes, Trematoda, Strigeidida, Schistosomatidae. The record is from the annotation of a GenBank genome assembly.